Messenger RNA from Aspergillus calidoustus, 783 nucleotides. The record is from the annotation of a GenBank genome assembly. Lineage: Eukaryota; Fungi; Ascomycota; Eurotiomycetes; Eurotiales; Aspergillaceae.
AUGGAGCCCAGUGAUCCCAGAGCACCGAUUGACGCCGAACGAGCCAGGCAGUUGUCGCUGUUCCGACCCCUCGGUUACCAACGCAACUCAUGCGGAUACUGUAAAUCGGAUAAUGGGAGUGCCUCAUACUACGCUAGCUCCGUCUCUGUGCGUCCCAAACACUAUGAAGAGCUCGUCAACAGGGGAUGGAGAAGGUCCGGCACCUUGUACUACAAGCAAAACCUGCAGCGGUCAUGUUGUCCUCACUAUACCAUGAGACUCGAGGCGACUGCCUACAAACCAAGGAGAGAUCAACGCAAGGCAAUCAAUCGCUGGAACAAGUUUGUCCUGGGCCCUGAGUACAUCCGCAGAGCUGCAUACCUGUGUCCCAGAACUAGGGAGCAAAAGAAGCACCGCAAGUGCAAUUUUGACCUUCUCGACGCUGUUCACGCAGUCGAGUACAGCAAUGUGAAGCGGCCGGUCGACCCGAAGACCAAAAGACCGCUGGAGCCGGCGCAUCGUUUCGAGGUCAACAUUGAGGGAGACACCGUCUCACAGGCAAAGUUUGAGCUAUUCCGCAAAUACCAGACAAAGGUUCACAAGGAGGACGUCUCCAAAUGGCAGACGAAAGAUUUCAAGCGCUUCCUUUGCUCGGGCUUGAAACGAACCGAACCCGACACAUCCGAAGAGCUGCGCCGACUAGGCUCCUGGCAUCAGUGCUACCGGCUCGAUGGGAAGCUCAUAGCCGUGGCAGUGCUCGACCUAAUGCCGAACGGCGUCAGCUCCGUCUAUAUCUUAUUAUGA